UUUUACUACUACGUGCGCGCGAGAAUCGGUUUUCUGCCCCAAAACCCAGUAUGGUGACCGACAUUCGAUGUUUUAAUCGCUCUUUCCCGCCUUUCGAGCGAUGUUGUUUAUCUGUAGUAAGGGGGAGGGGGGCUUGAAACCGCCAUCCUUUGCCCCAUUUCCUUGGUUGUUUUCCUUCUAUCGCCUGGAUUCUCCAUGUUGUUGGUGCAAAAGUGAGGACUUCCCUGCGACGGGAGACGGAGGCUGUUCGGCGAUAUUACCAGUAUUAAUGGGGGUAAAGCCGAGACGAAGGGGCGGACAGACUCUCCGAUAGACUCCUACGAGCAUAUCUAGUGCCUUGCCCCCUCCCCAGGCGGACCCUCUGAGAGAAGAAGGCGACGCGAUGGCAAGAGAAUAAAGAAGAACAACACCGUAAAGCCCUGCUCGUGUCGAGGACUGUAACUGAGGCGGAUGACAAGUUACCUCGGUGAAUAGUUGAGUGGACUUGUCAAUUAAACUCAAUGAGGAAUGCCCAUCGGUGCUCGAGGACAGGAUUUGAUGAUUUUGUGGGCUUCGUGAUUGUCAGAUGGAAAGUUCUGUUAUCACCCAAGUGCAAAAAGAAGACGUUCAAGUGCCACCAAAAACAGGCCAGGUGAGCCGCUCAGCGCUGAAGCAGCCACGGAGUUGUAACAUCUUCAAAAGUCUGUUCUGCUGCAUCCAAGCUCCAGAUGGCCCCAAACCACCACCACCACUGCCACCAGCUUCCCAGCAGGCUUUGCUGGAGGCACAGGAAAAUGGGACAGUUGUCAAGCAGGCUGACCUCAACCUCCUGCCUGAGGUGAAGGUUCAGGACCAAGGGAAGAUAUGCGUGGUCAUAGACCUGGAUGAGACCCUGGUGCACAGCUCGUUCAAGCCCAUCAGUAAUGCAGACUUUAUUGUACCGGUGGAGAUAGAGGGGACCACACACCAGGUGUAUGUACUGAAGAGGCCGUAUGUGGAUGAGUUCCUGCAGAGAAUGGGAGAGUUGUUUGAAUGUGUGCUGUUUACUGCCAGCCUAGCCAAGUACGCAGACCCAGUGACAGACCUGCUGGACCAGUGUGGAGUUUUCCGGGCCCGUUUAUUCCGGGAGUCUUGUGUUUUCCACCAGGGCUGCUAUGUCAAAGAUUUAAGCCGCCUGGGCAGAGACCUCCACAAAACCCUCAUUCUGGACAAUUCUCCUGCUUCCUACAUCUUCCACCCAAAUAAUGCUGUUCCGGUGGUGUCAUGGUUUGAUGAUGUGGAAGAUGCUGAGCUGCUCAACCUUCUACCUGUGUUUGAAGAACUAAGCCAAGCUGAUAACGUUUAUGCGCGUCUGGACCAGCUUCGUGGACAUUAAGUGCCCAUGGCCUGGCUCUGCUCUCUUUAGGGCUCUAUGUUAAAAACCUCUUCAACACAUAACUGUAUAGUGAGAACUGAUUUUCAGGUUUCCAAACAUUGAUCUUCUUGCAUCUGCACAAAAUGCUCAGCUCAGAAAAUAGUACAAGGAGACAAGGAAACUCUAAGCCUGGAAAAACAAAGGUUUUGGCUAUAAGAAAUGUGUAGAUUACAAUCUGAGGCCUUAGCUCUCAGCCUCAGCGCUGUCAAUAUUGACAACCACUAUUUGAUAACACUAAGGAGUAGGAAACAGCAACCAAAAGCAAUCGUACGAUCACCAUCACGCCAGUUAGUAUGAAUGUUAGUGGUUUUUGCCAAAGCAGAAGCCUGCCUGCCCUGACUUGACAUAAAGAUGUUUUAUCAUUGUGCCUUUUAAAAAAACAAUUAAACCUUUUUUUAUUUUCAAAUUUUAUACAUUUACAAUUUUUAAAUGGAUUGUUUUAUAAGAAAAUUAUUUUUGAAUGGUGAAAAAAGUUUUUCUAUGCAACCCAGAUAUGUAAUUCCUCUUGACCUCUUAAGUAACAGUCAACAGUUGUAUUGAGCAGAUAAAAAGGUUGUUGUUGCAGCCGUACCUGCCUGUAAAUGGGCAGCGUUCUGUGAUAUUUAUCUAAAAAAAAUACAAAUAUCAGAGGUCUGACCAAUAUUUGCCAUUAUUAGUUAGGCAUUAAGUUAAUGUGUUGGCACAUAGGAUGACCAUAAAUGUCACUGUAGGUUUGAGUCAAAGUGUAAUAAUAGUUAAUUUGUUUCUGUUGUUUUAUUACUAUGUCAACUCCUGUCCUUGUUGUAUAUUGACAGUGCUGAAAGUAAACACAGUGCCUUCGUAAUACAACCAGAUAGUGGUGUUUUGCCUGAACAGAGAUUUGUGAGGCAUACACACUUUGCUGUAUCUUGCUGAGCGUGAGAAAACACAGUCUGUAGGAAGUGUAAAACCGCAUGGCUGAGGUUUUUCCAGUGCAACACUUGAAACUAUCAAAUUAAUGUGUUUUUUUGUAUUUAUUGGCCAAAAACAUUAUUGUUGACAAUUUCUUGGUGCGUAACAUUCAUUUGCCUGAUGAGAGGCUGGCCUUUGGUUCCACUCUUUCUUCUGUGCCUAAAUAAUGAGCAUUUCGCUGUCAGAGUCCAUGAUGGGUCAGUAAUGCAACAAUGUGGUGGUGUUUCCUGGGUAAUGUGGGUUUUCUAUCAUGUUUAUUGUUGGGUGCAAUUAUUCCCAGUAAUUCUAGUAAAAUAAAAAUAUGGACCAGUUGUAUUGACCAAAAGAAUGAAUAAAAACACAUUCUAUCUACCUGCUCUGAAACUAAAAGACAAAGUGCUACAAUUUUUUUAUUGUUAAAUAAAUAUUGCUUAUAUUUUAA
Molecule: messenger RNA, 2744 nt
Organism: Betta splendens (Siamese fighting fish)
Lineage: Eukaryota; Metazoa; Chordata; Actinopteri; Anabantiformes; Osphronemidae
Gene: ctdsp2
Product: CTD (carboxy-terminal domain, RNA polymerase II, polypeptide A) small phosphatase 2
Exons: 7
Coding region: 566-1354 (262 amino acids)
Molecular function (GO): RNA polymerase II CTD heptapeptide repeat phosphatase activity
Source: RefSeq, a predicted model, not a curated record